CGCUGGAGAUAUCACACAAGACUGGAUUAUUAUUCUUUUUAUUGAUAUUUUCCCUUGUUUGCAGACAUGGAUUUUGUCAACCACAACUACUUGAGCGCGCGUCGGUCGUACGACUACACCUUUAACUUCUGGAACGACUACCUGGGCCUGACCACCCUGGUCACCAAGAACCACGCGCUAAGUAUGCCCCAGAGGAGCCCCAACUCCAUCACAGAGUCCCUGAAGGCCACGCUGGGUCUGGACGACACUCCCGAGUGCGCAUGCGCCAUCGCCGGAGCCAUGGGCGACAGCAUCCCGCUGGACUGCUGCUGCCCGCCCGGAACCCCUCCGCCGGGCUCCAUCCUAGACCUGAAGGAGCGGUUCUCCAUCCUGAGCCCCUUCCAGAAGCAGCUGCCGGGGCGGGAGGCGCACGGGUGCCUGGCGGGAGGCUUGGCGGGUUUCGAGCUGCUCGGCGCGGAGCGCAGGACGCGUAAGCCCUCCGCCAAGGCCAAGCAGGAGCCCAAAAUCUGCGUGUUCUGCCGGAACAACGGCGCCCCGGAGGAGGUGUACGGCUCGCACGUCCUCAAGACCCCCGACGGCCGGGUGGUGUGCCCCAUCCUCAGGGCGUACACCUGCCCCCUUUGCAGCGCCAACGGGGACAACGCGCACACCAUCAAGUACUGCCCCCUGUCCAAGGACCAGCCCCCCCACAGGCCGCUCAAGGGGGGUAAGAGGAUGCGAAUCUUCUAGAAGCAGACUUUCAAUUGCAUCAAUUGCACUGAACGAUUCCCCAUCAUGUGUCAGAUAGAUUUCAUAUAUUUUUAUACUUCAUUUAUACUUUUUACUUUCCCACACGGGUGUAGAAAUACACCGUAUAGAAGGUCAGCUUUCUAUUUUUAUAUCUUUUUCCUUCUUACAAAACCAAAGUUUUGUUCACCAUUUCAAAAAAAGGGUGAAGUGUCCACUAGCAGUCCCCCCCUCCCUAAAAAGGAACAUUUGUGCCCUGAUGUUAACAUUCCAUCUGAGAGGCAAAGUUGACCUUUUUUUUUUCAUUAACAACACUCUAGAUGGAUUCUUUGUUUCCUUGUCACGCUUUGCUUUUUCUUUGCAUUUCCACUCCAAGACAAGCAAAUGAAUGUUAAAACACACGCCGGUUGUAAUCCCAAAUAAUCCAUGAGAAUGUAUAACGCUGACACGGCAGUUUAGUUGACCAAAGCAUCCGUUGUGUCAUUCAGUAUUCCAACCUUUGAAAAAAAGUGACCUCACCCCCCCCCGCCCCCCCCUUUUGUACUUGUAUGUAAAAAACACUUUAUUGAUAUAGUGCCAUUUAUAAUGAGGGUUUUUGAUAGUAUUUGUAUCUACUUGUACUUGUGUUCCAUUUAACACCAUUGUAUGUAAAUAUACUCAAUAUACUUUUUAACUCCUUGCAAGAGAGCAAAUCUACUGAAGAAUAAAUGACUUUGUUUGAGUAAAUGAAGAUGAGAUAAUGAAACCUUGUUAUUUAUAUUUGCUGCUGUGCAGAAUAACAUGAAGAGAAAUAAACAUAUGGAAUAUUU
Dunckerocampus dactyliophorus (ringed pipefish) is the source of this 1535-nucleotide messenger RNA. RefSeq names its product nanos homolog 1 (gene nanos1). Lineage: Eukaryota; Metazoa; Chordata; Actinopteri; Syngnathiformes; Syngnathidae. The record is from RefSeq and is a predicted model, not a curated record. The coding region runs from base 67 to 729 and encodes 220 amino acids. Gene Ontology annotation, molecular function: mRNA binding; zinc ion binding. Gene Ontology annotation, biological process: oogenesis; negative regulation of translation. Gene Ontology annotation, cellular component: perinuclear region of cytoplasm. The transcript has a single exon.